Messenger RNA from Hylaeus anthracinus, 934 nucleotides. RefSeq names its product enhancer of split m7 protein-like. NCBI's taxonomy places the organism in Eukaryota, Metazoa, Arthropoda, Insecta, Hymenoptera, Colletidae. Gene Ontology annotation, biological process: regulation of neurogenesis; regulation of transcription by RNA polymerase II; anterior/posterior pattern specification. The transcript is spliced from 2 exons. Gene Ontology annotation, cellular component: nucleus. The coding region runs from base 309 to 929 and encodes 206 amino acids. Gene Ontology annotation, molecular function: RNA polymerase II cis-regulatory region sequence-specific DNA binding; protein dimerization activity; DNA-binding transcription factor activity, RNA polymerase II-specific. The record is from RefSeq and is a predicted model, not a curated record.
GAGGACGAAGAAACGGUGACGAUGGCUUGGUGUGGGCGCGUGUCUGGCAGCUGCCGCUUACAGGUGGUGUGCUUGCUUGGGAACCAACCUCUACGGACCGUUCCCACGGAAGGCCUGUCCCCCUCCAGACACCCAACCAGAACCCCCUUGCCCUGCGACGGCCAAGGGCCCCUCCACUAUAUAACCGCGCGCCGCGGACCGCAGCCACCACAAUCACGGUGACCGUUCACGGUGUAACAGCUAGUUUAUCAAACGAUACUCGUUCGACUUGUGCUUAUUAAGUGUGUGAAGUGUCCAAAGGAUUAACCAUGCAGAUGCACGAGCAGAUCAUGAUGGUAGACGGACAGGAGCAGCCCAUCUCCAGAACUUAUCAGUACAGAAAGGUGAUGAAACCAAUGCUAGAGCGGAAACGCAGAGCGCGCAUCAACCGGUGCCUGGACGAGCUCAAGGACCUGAUGGUGACAGCCCUAGCCGGCGACGGCGAGAACGUGGCCAAGCUGGAGAAGGCAGACAUCCUCGAGCUCACCGUUCGCCACCUCCACAAGCUACAAAGACAGCAAAGAUUGUCGGCGAACCCAGUGAUCGACGCCGACAGAUUCCGAGCGGGUUACACUCACUGCGCGAACGAAGUCAGCCGCUGCUUGGCGGCCACUCCCGGGGUGGACGUGGCCCUGGGGACCAAGCUGAUGACCCACUUGGGACACAAGCUCAACUCCAUGGACAAGACAGGACCUCUGACCAUCCACGUCGCCGCGCCGCAGUCCUCGCCGUCCUCCAGCGACCUCAGCUCCGACGAGUACUCCAUGCCCUUGACGCCAGCCUCCAGCCAGCCCUCUCCCGUCAGGACGGACAUCGAGACGAUGUCCCAGACCCACCAGGGACUCCUCCAGGUCGCCAAACCCACCGAGCCCAUCUGGAGACCCUGGUAAUCUCG